CCUCCCUCUCUUUCUAUCUCCCUCUCUAAACCAUAGCACUAUAGCCAGACUCAGACUCAGACACAACACACACACACACACACUCUUGGAGGGAAAUAACACUAGGGAAUGACUGACACGUGCAUAUGAGUGGAAAUUCUCACGGUUGGACGCUGAGGAGAAAACCAAGGAGAACUUUUGUGAAUGAGAACACAAAAAGAGAGAAAGAGAGAGAGAGGGAGGGAGAGAAGGAGACUGAAAGAAAGAGAAAAGAAGAGGGCUUUAUGAAAAGGGCAGCAGAAGAGGGAGGUGUGGCAGGGAACGGAGGAACCCUGUGAACAACAGAAUAAGAAAGAGAAAGAGGCGCUGGGGGGAGAAAAGUACAUUUGGCUGAAAAGAGCGAAGGCUUCUGGACACAUUGAGACAGAAAGAAAGAGAGGGGGAUUUUCACACUGCACUCUUGGGAGGACGUUCUACACUUAAACGACAGGAGCGAAAGAGCUUCUACACUCGUCUGAUAUGGAACUUCAGUGUACUUUCCUGCUUUUGGGUCUCAUGCUGGUGGUGUUGCCUGAUGGAGCGGAGUCGUCAUGUGAGUACGGGUUUCUGAGGUCAGAUGGACAGUGUGUAGAUGAGAACGAGUGUGAAGACAGCCCCUGUGGUAAUCACUCGCUCUGCAUUAACACGAAUGGCAGUUAUUACUGCCAGUGUAAGAAAGGCUUCAAAUCCCAAACAGUAAACUUCACUGCCACCACAGGACAAUGUCAGGAUGUAAACGAGUGCAUACUGAGUAGUCCAGGACCAUGUCCCAAGAAUGCAGUGUGUAAAAACUCAAUUGGUUCUUACCGAUGUGUGUGUUUACCCGGGUUUCAGGACAAACAAGUAGGAUCUACAUACACCUGUGCAGUGAGGCAGCAGACAUUGAUGAGUGUAUGUCAGCGCACCCCACGUGUGGAAAGCAUGGUGAGUGCAGAAACACACUGGGCACAUUUACCUGCUCGUGUCCUAUGGGGUUCCGUAAUGAAGGCGAAAGCCAGACCCCUUGUGAAGACAUUGAUGAAUGCGAUGGAGAAGAACAUGUGUGGUAAAUCUGGCACGUGUACCAACAGCGAGGGGAGUUUCUUCUGCCAGUGUGACCAUGGUUACAGUAACUAUGGAAACAAUCAGACGAAAUGCACAGAGUUGGACUGUAAUAAACUCAACAGAACAUCUAAAAAGGGGGUCACAGGGAUGAGCAAUUUGCUGCAUCUGUUCACGACGAGUUGUGAGUUGAUAAGUGGUUCAUCGCGGGAACAACGCUCAGGAGAAACAUUACUGCAGAGCCUGCUGAAUGUGACAGGAGGAGUGUUAUCAGGUGGGAACAUGAACUCCAGCUCCACUCUGAGUGUGUUUUUCGAAGCAGUGGAGAACACAGUGAGACUCAUCGCACCUCAGCUCAACAAAGACACUAAGAGGAUGUACAGUGAAGACACUGAGGCGUGGCUUAUAGUCAAAAAGGAUCUGACUCCACCCACUGGACCAGUCACACUGGACACAGAAAAUGUGCAGCUCGAAAUGAGCUGGGAAACAGCAGUGGGAGCCAAUUACCCUGGUUUUGCCUUUGUGGCAUUGGUGAAUUAUAAAUCUCUGAACUCCACCAACGUGUCGUCUCCGGUGAACCUGGGCGCAGAAACAAGGCACAAAAACACCACCUACCACCUCAACUCUGAAGUGGUGACGGCACUCGUCGGGAACACAGACACACACUCUCUGCCCGAGCCCGUCACGCUAACCUUCAGACACAAGAAUGAGAGAGAAGUUUCCAAGGGCCUGAACUACAGCUGUGUGUAUUGGGAUGACGCCCAGGCUGGAGGGGCGUGGUCAGGGCAGGGGUGCGUGAAGGCCACGUUUAACUCCACCCACGGCGUGUGCACCUGGAAUCACCUCAGCAGCUUUGCUGUCCUCAUGGCCCUCUAUCCCAUAGAGGAUACGUUUGAGUUGGUGUGGAUCACGCGGGUCGGCCUCACCCUCUCCAUCAUCUGCUUGUUUAUUUGUAUCCUGACCUUCUGGUUCUGUCGCUCUAUCCAGGGAACUCGAACAACAAUACACCUCCACUUGUGUGUGUGCCUCUUCAUUGCCAACAUUAUCUUCCUCUUCUUCAUAUCCAGCACACAGAACAAGGUGGGUUGUGCUACGAUCGCAGCGCUGCUCCACUUCUUCUACCUGGCUGCAUUCUGCUUCAUGCUGCUGGAGGGAGUGCAGCUCUAUCGCAUGGUGGUUCUGGUCUUCAACACCACGCUACACCCGCUCCAGCUGUAUGCUGUGGGAUACGGCAUUCCCCUCGCCAUCGUCAUCAUAUCCGCCCUCUCAUUCCCGUCUGGCUACGGCACCGAUCGCCAUUGCUGGCUCUCUUUGGAACAAGACUUCAUCUGGAGUUUCUUUGCACCGGUCUGCAUCAUCAUCCUCCUCAACAGUUUCUUCUUUGUCAUAACCGUCUGGAAACUCGUGCAAAAAUUCUCCAGUCUCAACCCAGACCUCUCCAAACUAAAACGACUCAGGGGGUUUGUCAUGACGGCUGUAGCUCAGCUGUGUGUGUUGGGAGGGAUGUGGGUGUUUGGUUGUUUCCUGUUUCAGGAGGAGGGGACGCUGGUGAUGGCGUACCUCUUCACUCUGCUUAACAGCCUGCAGGGGGCGCUCAUCUUCAUCAUGCACUGCCUCAUGAGCAAAUCGGUGAGAGAAGAAUAUAAGAAACUUUGUGGCAGAGCGUACACAUCAGAGAAGAAGAGACAUUCCGAAUACAGCACCAAUCAGUCCAGCAACAGUCGGCGGCCACUCAGGAGUCUUCAAAGCACAGGAGAAUCUCAGAUAUGAAGUCAUUUCAGGCUGCAUCCGAGUUUUCUACAACCGGAGGACUGUCGGGACACGGAACAACCCUCCUCAUCUUUUCAGCCAAUGGGAGCUAAUCGACUUCCUUUUUUUUUCUCCAUCUAGCCAAUAAGAAUUGACUGCAGAACUGCUUUUAUUUAGGGAAUGAAGCCAGGAGUGCUGAUUUCCACUCGGUGAACUGUAAUGGCCACUAGUUUCACAUGCAAGCGAUAUUAAGAGAGAUGUUUUAGGGGUCUAUUUUGGUCAGUCGUCAAAAAAAAGGAAAUGCGACGCAUGCUUAUCACGGUCAGAGCAAGUAAGUUAAGCUAUUGGAGGAUGACCACCUCUGAGCCAAUCAGGAUGGAGGGAGUAAACUAUUUAUACAUGAUGAUGCGUUCCUACCUGUCCUACUUUUAUGCUUUAUCUGUGGUUUAAAUCACAAAAGGUACUUUAGAGUCCAGCUAUUAAAGGAUAUAUAUUUAUUUAAAAAAGUAAAAAAAAUAAAAUAUUCUGAAAUUCACUCUAAAGUUUUGUUUAAACCCGCUAGCUGUUCUGCUAGCUAGCUCAGAUCGAGGACUCGCAGCUGCUGGGAAAACGUUCUGAUCUGAAACAUUAUUAUAAAAUCCUGCAGCUUCUAAUGAUUUCUAAAGGGAGUGUUUUACCGUAAAGCCGUUUCUGAUGAGCACAAUCCAGUGCAGAUCUUCUCACAAGCCUCACUUUAAAAAAGAAGUCGUAUUUUUGAGUAGUAUUACAGGUGCAGUUUGGUCCAGCUGGAGUUCGAUGCUGAGACAUGGACAGAACAUUUUAGUAUAAUAUGUAUGUCAAUUGUACGUUUUUUAAAAUGAUUUAAUAGUUGAAAUAAACCUGGUUUGUGACGGGGGACUCGGACCCUGUCUGCGCAACCAUUUUUUAUACAAUUUUAUUUUUUUUUUUUUUCCAGAGAGCACUUUUAUUCUUAUGUCUUGAUCUUUGUUGAUCGUUUCACCUCUUAUGAAUGUUCUGUGUAAUUUACUAUAUAUUUACAUAGUUUUUUAUGUUUUUUUUAUCCUCUGAAUUGUUUUUUUAUUUACGUUUUUUACGUUUUUUUUGUAUUGUUUUUCCUGCUUUGUUGCACCAUCGUGUUAAAUAUAAAUAUAUUUGUUUUGCGGUUGCACUCUUUAAUAAGCUCAGGGUGAGACAUGCCCCUGAUCUGGUACUGAUGUCUUCUCCAGCCUUAAUAAAAACACACUUUAAUGGA
This is a messenger RNA of Silurus meridionalis, 4060 nucleotides long. Its product is annotated as adhesion G protein-coupled receptor E5. Bases 499 to 2829 code for a protein of 776 amino acids. The record is from RefSeq and is a predicted model, not a curated record. Gene Ontology annotation, cellular component: membrane. Lineage: Eukaryota; Metazoa; Chordata; Actinopteri; Siluriformes; Siluridae. The transcript has 19 exons. Gene Ontology annotation, molecular function: calcium ion binding; G protein-coupled receptor activity. Gene Ontology annotation, biological process: adenylate cyclase-activating G protein-coupled receptor signaling pathway; cell surface receptor signaling pathway.